Molecule: messenger RNA, 882 nt
Organism: Aureobasidium melanogenum CBS 110374
Lineage: Eukaryota; Fungi; Ascomycota; Dothideomycetes; Dothideales; Saccotheciaceae
Exons: 1
Coding region: 1-882 (293 amino acids)
Source: RefSeq, a predicted model, not a curated record
AUGCACUUCACCGACGAACAACUAGAGAACGAUCCAGAACUGCGUCCUAAAGUCUGGCGCUCAGAGAGUGCCUUCCAGCAGGAGCGGCUAAUUCUUCUCAACAACCUGGCCGACAUUCUGCACUCCCAGACCGACAGCCCACCCUCUAUACCCGACGAACUCUCUCUGGCUUCUCCCACCUCAACAAUCAUCGUUGUCGACCCUGGAAAGACUCCUCGUCCAACUUCAUCAAUCUUCUCUUCAAGCAUUGCUUCCAGCGUCACUUCGCCCACUCGUUCAGUCUCCUCAAUCUUCUCGCUUCCCUUUGGCUCUUCUUCACGCCUCUCAGUCGCCAGUCCUGGCCCUGCAUCUCACACUCCCAUCGUCUUCAGUUCUCCUCAAACCAGUACCUUCAGUUUCGAGACUGCCAACUCUAGUCCAGCAAAGGUCGACUCGGUCAUGGGAAGUCCGGUCAAGUUCCGCAGCCCCAGCAUCUUCAAGCGCAAGAACAAGAACGCCGCAAAAAAAGCUCCGGACGACAACGACAGUGUUGCUUCCAGUAUCACCAGUAUCAAGGAAGGAAGCAUCUUCGACUACUUCAAGGCUACCUCCAUCAAGAAGAAGGCCAGAAAGUCUAGGAGCAACAAAAGCGACGCCUCUAACGACGGCAAGAGUAUCGAACCAUGCGAAUCAGACGACGAGCACACUGUCAAGGAGUUUGACAGAAGCGAUAGCAGCAGCAGCAUGGACAGCAAGGGCAAAGAGUAUGUUGUCGAGCGUCUUGGUUUUGGCGGUGUCGGUGAGCCUCAGCCUGUUGAGCAUCAGUAUUGUUUUGUCAAGGCUCAGAUCGAGAAGGUUAAAGGGAUGUUUCUUGGCCGGGAAGGUGCAAAGACCAAGCUGUGA